Messenger RNA from Nyctereutes procyonoides (raccoon dog), 1498 nucleotides. It is a transcript of the gene HDIP1, whose product is annotated as chromosome unknown C16orf87 homolog. The coding region runs from base 114 to 578 and encodes 154 amino acids. The transcript has 4 exons. The record is from RefSeq and is a predicted model, not a curated record. Lineage: Eukaryota; Metazoa; Chordata; Mammalia; Carnivora; Canidae.
CGCCUGAGCCUCGGUCCGGGCCGCGGGGAGCGGGCGGGUGGAGGCUGGGCCGCGGAGGCCGGAGGGGAGGAGCCCGGGCCGCCGCCGCCGCCGCCGCCUUGCAGGAGGGGAGCAUGUCUGCGAGUCGAGCCAAGAAAGUGAAGAUGGCCACCAAGUCGUGCCCCGAGUGCGACCAGCAGGUUCCUGUUGCAUGUAAAUCGUGUCCCUGUGGUUACAUAUUUAUUAGCAGAAAACUUUUAAAUGCAAAACACCCAGAGAAAUCACCACCUUCUACAGAAAACAAGCAUGAGGCCAAGAGGAGGCGAACAGAGAGAGUUAGGCGAGAGAAGAUAAAUUCUACAGUAAAUAAGGAUUUAGAAAACAGAAAGAGGUCUCGAAGUAACAGCCAUUCAGAUCAUAUCAGACGAGGAAGAGGAAGACCUAAAACUGCAUCUGCCAAAAAACAUGAGGAAGAAAGAGAGAAACAGGAAAAGGAAAUUGACAUCUAUGCUAACCUCUCUGAUGAAAAGGCUUUCGUGUUUUCAGUCGCCUUGGCAGAAAUAAAUAGAAAAAUUAUCAAUCAAAGACUUAUUCUCUGAUACUUGUCUGCAAGUGUAUUGCAGCUGUCUUCAGGAUUACAUCAGCAAACUCUCUAACAGUUGAGGACUCUCAGGAGCAUGCUGACUGCAUCAAUAAGGGCCAUUGAUUGUUUUUGUUUUUUUUUUCCCCCUGUCAUUUAGCCUGUGCCACACUUUGGUAGCAAAGCUGUAGGCUGGGACCGUUCUGGGAUUUCCUUGUUUACCAAGGAGUAUUGUCAGUGUUUUGUGUUUGGGAUAUAAGUAAAUAUAUUUACCAAAAACAAAAAAAAAAAAAACAAAAAACAAUGGAUGGCUGUUAAAGGAUAAAGGUGUAGAGGUGGGAGUGGAAGAAUGAAAACGAGGGAAAUAAAAUGCUUGAUAGUUUUCAGGUUUGCCACCAGAGAUGCAAUAUUUUAAGUACUUUGAGAAAGAGUGACUUUUAAGAAUAUUAUAUUUCAGAUUUUCAGCACUAAGCAUAUAUACAGUUCAUUUACUUUUAAUAAAUUGGCAAUUGAUAUUUUAUUGAAUGGGGAGUUAAGAAUAUAAAUCGUAAAUUUUGUCUUAAAUUGAUUUUUUUCUUGGCCUUUAUUUUUAUGACUUAAGGUAUGAGUUAUAUUUUGGGAGAUACUUUCUAGACAUUUGGGAAGUUUGGGUGCUAUAUAAAGAAAAACAUUUAAGGGGAUAUAUCGUACUUCAGAUAUAAACAUCUUGUUUUCUUGAAUGUAAUUUAUUUAUUGGUUUAAAAUACCUUUUCUGCUCUCAAGAUGGUGCCUGUUAACCUAAACAUAAAAUAUAUUUAUUACAUACAAAAUAUUUCUUAGAUAGCCACUUUUAAGUAGUAAUGUUUUAUCUGAAUGGAUGUUCAUUUAUACAUCCUGAUAAUUAUUUAAAUUGUUACUUAACCUCACUCUGGAAAAAAAAUAAAUAAACCUUAAUAUUGA